AUGACGAGGCAGCCAGUGUUGUUGGCUGUGGUGUACCGCGACGGCAGUCACACUGGCGUGGUUCGGCACUACGAGUCCAGCACUGGUCAUCAAUCGGAGACCUCCAUUUUUGGUCGUGGAGAGACAGCUGCUCAACCCUCUUCCCACCCGAGGGUAUCCGUAGUUUACCUCGAAAAUCCUAGGGUGCCCAUAGGCGUGGCAAAGGAAAACCUCUUCGGGGUAGAUUACCUAGAGCCCAACAUGAUUACUGAAAAGGAGAUAGCCAAGUAUCGCACCGAGUACUGCAUCCCGGACUUGGUAAAGAUGAGGAUCUCGGGGCCUACCGAAUCCCUCGGCAACCUGAAAGACAACGAAGUCUUCUUUUUCACCAACGUUCUUCUGCAGGGGGUUCGGCUGCCAUUGCAGCCUGCCGUGCAGAGUAUACUGGCAUAG
Molecule: messenger RNA, 432 nt
Organism: Prunus armeniaca (apricot)
Lineage: Eukaryota; Viridiplantae; Streptophyta; Magnoliopsida; Rosales; Rosaceae
Source: the annotation of a GenBank genome assembly